UGUAAGAAACCCAAAGUUCUCAGGAACCUGCUGCCACCUGUGUGCAGUUUGCUUUCUUGCACAGUAGUACCUCAUCCUUCUUUCUGGGCCUGGGGAGUCUCCUGAUGUCAGCAAGCAGGUCUCAGUGCAAGGUUCAGUCAUCUCUUGGUGAGAAAUAGUGAGACAUGUAGAGAAAAUGUCACAGGUCGCUGUGCUGCACUGCUUUGUCUGCAGAAAGUGAAGAAAUAUGAAGAUAAAUCUGGGCUUACUGCCCUUUCUGACAGCUUCUCUGCCUGUUUCUGAUCACCGAGGUGUGUUGUAUGGGAUGCACCUGCUUGUCUCAGCAGCCAACCCACAACUUGAGCCAAAGCAAGUGCUGGACAACAGUAUUUCUGGUCCUAGGGGAGAAAGAGGUGAUGGCAUCAGUGCUUUAAGUGGCUUUAAGAUCUGGUGUGGUGGAGUGGUCCUUCAGGUGCCACAGGAGAAACCCGAAGACCACAGUUUAUCGUUGUUAGUUUCACAAAGUAAAGGGUAGGGAUGCUGAAGAGAGUUCUAGUUUUGUCUCCACCUGGAACAGUUACCAUUCACCUAAAUGCUGGUGUUGGAAUAGCAACAACUCAGUUUGCACUUCUGUGGUUAAGAAGUGUUUAUCCUAUUUAUAAGGUUGCAUUUAUAAAAGUAAACUAACAUAGACACUGUUGGUUUUGCCAUUCUCAGUUGGCAUCCAGCGUAGCCUACUGCUUUGUUUUGGUCUGUUGUGCCAGGUUUUCUUUGUGUUAUUCCACUUAGUAAGCCUGACUUCUUAAUUACAUGAACAAAGCUUAAAACCUCUUUUUGUCAUCACCUGUCAGAGUAGAACUGACUGGCUGUACUGUAGCUUUAAGUCAAAAGUGUGCACAAGUUACAGAACUGAGGUUGUAAAUCUCGAUCAGAUCACGUACCCAGCAGCAGAGUGGUUCACUGAUGUUGUCACCUGCUACUUAAUGAGUUUAUUGUGCUUCAGUUCCUUUGCAAAGAGAGAUUUUGCAGUGCUGCAAAUUGCUUGAAGGUGUUUUAAAUGCUGGACAGUGCUUUGUAUGCUAUACUCUAACCUGGAUUUGUUUCACUGCUGCAGGAUAAACAGUGCUCUACUGGAAAUACUGCUCACUACCCUGCAAAGUUUGGUUUCCUGACUUGGCUGCUCUUAAGCUUUUUCCCCACUCAAUUAUGUCAGGGAAACCAAGUGUUUGAAUUCUGUUGCGCUGCUCAGCAGCUCUUUAUUUGCUUAAUUUGGUAGCUCUGCUUCGUUUUCUUUGUGUUGUUCUGCCACAGUUUCCUUUCUGUCACUGCAGCCCCCAUCUCACUCUCACUUGUUUCUCCUACCUGGAUUUUAAGUUGAAGGCUGUCAAGGCAGUGAUGAUGCUGUCCGUGCUCAGUGCCUUUUGGAAUAACUCCAGAAAUUCCAGCUGAAGGGAAGAAUUAGGGUGCUUUGAGUUAAUCUUUGCAAAUCCUGCAGACAGAGAGUUGAAAUCCAUACUAACAGAGGCUUAACUGUAAUCUCCUGGAACAGUGGCUAUAAGCAGACACCUUGGCUCUGGCUGUGCUGGUAAGGAUCCUACAAGAGUCUGAUGCCUUUGUCCUGGUAAAGCUUGGGGUAGGAGAGCUGAAGUUAAGGACCCAACUUCUGUGUCUUAUGGCUGAGCUUCACCAGGAACAAGAAAUACAUUUGAUGGGUUUGUGUUCUUUCCUCAUGGUUCUCUUUGAACUAAUCAGUAGAAUGAUUAAUGCUUCAAAUGACGAACUGAAAUAUAUCACAGAAAUAAAAAGAAUUGUCCUAAGAAGGAGAAAAGCUAAAGGGGCAGAAGGAAUCAAAAUGUGGAUGUUAUCUGGACGUUUACAGCCAUAGUACAAGCUACUGAACUUUGAAGCAUCAGCUCUGCAGAACUGAGGAUGAGAGUAGGUCACUGUUGGCUGUGUCCUGCAAUUGUCCAGAAGAGCAAACACCAUUCUGAUAUUUUCGGAUAGUGUUGCUGUAAGUGAAACCCAGGAAAAGAAAUCUUACAGGAAUGUGGUGCCUGGUGUGGGAUACCACCCCCUCCCAGGGAUGGGAAGCAUGCUGUUGUUUGCAGCAGGGGAAGGGCAGCUUGUGGCCACGGGCAGGUAUGGGUGUGCUCCAGGGAGCUGACCUUUGGAUGGAAGGUUUCUCAAUCGUGAUUGUUGCUGUGUGCUCCUAUUGUGGCAAAGGGGAUCAGCCCCUACCUGCGUGGCAAACCUGGAACCUUCUGUGGGGUCCAGAGCAGCCCUGCAGGUGAUAGCUCCAUCCCCAGCUCUGCAGAGCUUUUUUCUCACAUAUCUUCUUUCUGCCACCCACCUGCCUUCUCUCCUGGUCCUCGUUGGGGUGCAGUGUAAUUAUGGAGCAAUGCAGGAAGGGGGCAGGAAGGAGUUAGGGAAAUGUCUUUUCUGUUCUAAAGCAAAGCCAUGAAAUAACUGCAAAACAUCCUUUUUGGCUUUUGCACUGUAUGCGUGUCCCAUCCUCCCCCUCUUUUUCUUUCUUGAAUGUCACAUUCAAGACUGAGUGGAAUGAGAGAAUGUAGUGUCACAGCUCACAUGGGGACAGGGGACGGGGCAGGGGUCAGCAACACCAAGUCCAGGGAGGAGUUGCAUGCUCCAGUGUUUUGCUGAAAUUCAGGUUCUCUCAAAAUAGUCUUGUUUGUCUUUUUAUCAUUAACCAAAGUCAACAGUUCAUAGCUUUGAUUCUGCUCUUGCAUGCCUAAAGUGAAUGGGAACCUACAUGAGCAGAUGGCUCUGCUCUGGCAGGUUGGCUGUUUGGAGGGGAAACAUAGAAUUGGAGACUUACAAAGUGUGACCACACGGGAAAGCUAAGGAAAUUGGGGAAUUGGGAUUAUUUCCUGUAGAAAAGAGGGGAUACUGUGAGCCUCUGUGUUAAAGGAUUAUUGUAAUGUGCAAGAAAGUGUCAGAAGGAGGAUUAUGAUUGGUUUGUUCUCUGACAGCUCAGGAGGACUUAAGCUGCAGGGAGAGAGAUGUAGGACAGACUGCAGGAAGAUGCUUCUGACUGCUCUGGCACCACACCUGGAGACAGAGAUUUCAAGAACAGGCUGCAGGAGCUUUCUGAAGGGUACCUGGGGGAUGUUUGAUCCCACACCAGAUUUGGGGAGGGAUCAGAGGACCUGCUGAAUUCCUUUUCCUCCUGUAAGUGAUUAUAUGUGCCUGAGCAAAGACUCCCAGGUGGUGAAUCGAAUGAGCCUUCCCCUCCCCAGGGCUGAGGUCUGCCUCUUGAGUCUUUUACCCUUCUGGAUCUCCUGGUAAGCGUGCAGACACUGGCCUAAUAGUCCUGGUUGACCCAUUGUUGGUGUUGCAGGAAAGCCCUGGGAUUGGGUGAGUGCCCCAGAGACAAGCUCCAUGGUUAUGCCACUUCUGUCCCUGUGCUUUGCACAUACUGCCUCACAGCUGCAUUCUGUAUUUUGUUAGAAAUAAUGUAUUUCUUUUAAUGUAUCUUAGUAUGGCAACAGUGACUAUCACCUUCCUCCCUAUGCUGAGUUUGGUUCCUCUGCUCCACAAGUGCAAACUUCAUUAGGUCCUCAUCCAGCCAAUGUGUGGGCACCUGCUCAGGGAGGACGAGGUGUACUGUGGCAUUUUGUGGCACAAAGUGUUUGGCUGGGCGAAAGUGCUCACAGGCUUUUCCCUGCCAGGGAGGCUCGUUCUGGGAGCUGGGCUUUGUUUUCUGUGCCACUAGAGGGAAACCUCAGCCUUUGCAUGGAAAUGGAGGCACUGCAGCUGCAGGAUGCUGGAACAGCACGAAGACAUACAUGUAAUAGACACAUGGAUGGUUGCUGGCUGCAUGGCACAGGCAGUCUUGCUGUUGGAACAAAGUAAAGAUUGUCGUAAGAAAAUCUGUCAAUGUUUGGAGCAAAAAAGUCAGGAAACAAUCCUGUGGGAGCCCCCACAAAGCGUCACAGUUCAGCUGUGUACACAACUCCUUUUCUCCUCCCCUCCUUAAGUAUGGAACAAAAUGAGUCAUUAGGAAGUGUACGGUCCUUCAUUAUCCAGAAAUAUCUGUGAACUCUGCCAGCAGCUUGGACAGAGGACUCUAAGUGUCAUUAAAAGGGAAACCAUGGUUUCAAUCCAGCAUUUGAGGCUGACGGAGAUGAUGCCUCAAUAACUGCUUGUAUUUGGGUCUCUGGUGGGUGCAAGCUUUUCCAAAAUUAAUGACUUUGUUGUAAGCUGUGUUUGAAAGUUUGGGGUUUUUUCUAAUAACUUUUGUCAUGCAUAGUGCCCAGGGUAGGACUCAUGUUGGUAUUCAGUUGAAAGCAUUGCUUUAGCAGUGUUUUAGCUGGUAAUGGAUUUCCCUUAGUUAAGCAGAGGCUGGUUGUGCACUGCAGACGAUGUCCCGUUAUUUGGGGGAAGCUGGCGCCGGAGCUGUCGGGAUGUCAGAGUGGGACUCGUGUAAGCAAAGUGUGGGUAACAGAUCCGUUGCCUUCCAUUUUAAGAGUGACCUUUAGCUUGCUGGAGGCUGCAAAAUGCUGCUGUGCCCGCGGGAGGCUUUUCCUCCAGGGCCACGCAGAUCUGCUGGGCUGGCAAAAACGCUGUGCAGCGCAUCGGUGUGUGUGUGAGCGGGUGCUGAGCUGCUGACAGAGGGCAGGCGGAUGGACGGUGCCGGCGGCGAUAGCACAGAAUGGUGAAGGGCCGUGUCUGGAGGGAGCAGAAGGUGGAGAAGGAGGCAGAAAUCACCUUUUGCUGAGUGCUGGGAGAGCAGCGUGGGGUUGUGUGUUCUUCAUGACAUUGAUCCUCCACGGCAAGUGCAGAGAAACAUCUUCAGUUACAGGAGCCGUGUUCAGCUCAACGUUCAAGGAGCUAUUUUUGGGUGCUCGGCAACUCUGCUGAGCUUCUGUCCAGUAGGUGUGCCAUUGCUGGUGUCAAGACUGAUACAUUUUUAAAAAAAAGUUAUUCUUUUUCUUUUUUUAUUUAAUCGUAGUUUACUUCUUAAAUGCAUUUAUCUGAAAAAAGAACAUGGAAGCUGCUCCUCUGCCUCUGCUGACUGUGCCAACAGCUCCUUACAAUGAUCAGAAACCAGGAACCAGCGGAUUACGGAAGAAGACCUAUUAUUUUGAAUCCAAAAUGAACUAUUUGCAGAACUUUAUCCAGAGUAUAUUUUUUUCCAUAGACCUAAGAGAUCGACAAGGAUCUUCUGUGGUAGUUGGAGGUGAUGGAAGGUACCUUAAUAAGGCUGCAGUGGAACUGAUAGUCCAAAUGGCUGCUGCCAACGGGAUUGGUCGCUUGGUCAUCGGGCAGAACGGCAUUCUCUCCACCCCAGCAGUGUCCUGCAUCAUCAGGAAAAUCAAAGCCAUCGGUGGCAUCAUUUUGACAGCCAGCCACAACCCUGGGGGGCCCAAUGGAGACUUUGGAAUUAAAUUCAACACGGCCAAUGGAGGUCCUGCUCCAGAAGGUAUCACGGACAAAAUUUUCCAGAUUAGCAAAAAAAUUGAAGAAUAUGCAAUCUGCCCGGAUCUCAAGGUGGACCUGGGUACCAUUGGAAAACAGCAGUUUGAUUUGGAGAACAAAUUUAAACCCUUUACAGUGGAAAUUGUGGAUUCUGUAGAAGCUUAUGCAAAUAUGCUGAGGAACAUCUUUGACUUCAAUGCGUUAAAGGAACUGCUUUCGGGGAAAAACCACCUCAAGAUUCGCAUUGAUGCAAUGCAUGGAGUUGUGGGCCCUUAUGUGAAGAAGAUCCUGUGUGAGGAGCUGGGAGCACCAGCAAACUCUGCUGUGAACUGCACCCCACUGGAGGACUUCGGUGGCCACCAUCCUGACCCCAACCUGACCUAUGCUGCUGAUCUGGUCCAGACCAUGAAGACAGGAGAGUAUGACUUUGGAGCUGCCUUUGAUGGAGAUGGGGACCGCAACAUGAUUCUUGGCAAGCAUGGCUUCUUUGUGAACCCCUCUGACUCCGUCGCUGUCAUUGCUGCCAACAUUCUCAGUAUCCCUUACUUCCAGCAGACCGGGGUCCGUGGCUUUGCCCGCAGCAUGCCCACCAGCGGGGCUCUUGACAGGGUGGCCCACGCGACAAAGAUUGCUUUGUAUGAGACUCCUACUGGCUGGAAGUUCUUUGGAAACUUGAUGGAUGCAAACAAACUGUCUCUGUGUGGAGAGGAAAGUUUUGGUACUGGCUCCGACCACAUCCGUGAGAAGGAUGGGCUCUGGGCAGUCCUGGCCUGGCUGUCCAUCCUGGCUGCCCGCAAGCAGAGCGUGGAGGACAUCAUGAAGGAUCACUGGCAUAAAUAUGGCAGGAACUUCUUCACCAGAUACGACUAUGAGGAGGUGGAUGCAGAUGCAGCUGGUAAAAUGAUGAAGGAUUUGGAGACUGUAAUGUUUGACCGCUCCUUUGUGGGGAAGCAGUUAUCAGCUGGUGACAAAGUCUACACGGUUGAGAAAGCUGAUAACUUUGAGUACCACGAUCCCGUGGAUGGAAGCGUCUCCAGAAAUCAGGGCUUGCGGCUCAUCUUCUCUGAUGGCUCUCGCAUCAUCUUCCGGCUGAGUGGCACCGGCAGCGCUGGAGCGACUGUGCGGCUCUACAUUGACAGCUAUGAGAAGGAUGCUAAGAAGAUCCACGAAGACCCACAGGUCAUGCUGGCUCCUCUCAUUUCUAUUGCACUGAAACUCUCACAGCUUCAUGAAAGAACCGGCCGCACCGGUCCCACUGUUAUAACAUAAAGGCUCAUCCUGGCACCAAGGGAAAGAAGCCAGCCCGUCGCCUCUUUUAUUGUCGGGUCUGUCGCUAUAAAAGGAAUAUUAAUUUUAUCUGUGUA
Messenger RNA from Phasianus colchicus (ring-necked pheasant), 6782 nucleotides. It is a transcript of the gene PGM1, whose product is annotated as phosphoglucomutase 1. Gene Ontology annotation, biological process: carbohydrate metabolic process. NCBI's taxonomy places the organism in Eukaryota, Metazoa, Chordata, Aves, Galliformes, Phasianidae. The record is from RefSeq and is a predicted model, not a curated record. Gene Ontology annotation, cellular component: cytosol. Gene Ontology annotation, molecular function: magnesium ion binding; phosphoglucomutase activity.